GCGGACGGCCAUGGCCACCCCGCGGAGCCUCGCGCGCGGGCUGACGCCGCAGGAGGAGGAGGUGAUCAAAGUGUCCUUCGACUCUUUCGCCGAGGAGGUCGUGCAAAAGGACCCAGAGACUGGCGAGACCACCAAGAAGAAGUGCAUCACCAUGGCGGGGCUCGAGGAGGCGUUCCAGGCCAUCGGCGCCUUCAACGACAUCAAAGACAUCCAGCUGCUCUGCGACGACAUGGACAACGACGGGAAUGGCCUCGUCGACGAGUCCGAGUGGAGGCAAGUGAUGACGACCAAGUUCUUGGGCGAGAACGACGACGAAACCUUCGUGCACUCUUGCUCCAUGCUGGACGACAAUAAGGACAGAUGGCUACAUCCCCAUGGUGGAGCUCCGGAAGAUGCUGACCACGGAGGGCCAGCUCCCGCUGAGCGACCUGGAGGUCGACGAGCUGCUGUUGUUCGCCGACGCUGA
Prorocentrum cordatum is the source of this 466-nucleotide messenger RNA. NCBI's taxonomy places the organism in Eukaryota, Dinophyceae, Prorocentrales, Prorocentraceae. The record is from the annotation of a GenBank genome assembly.